This is a messenger RNA of Poecile atricapillus (Black-capped chickadee), 6521 nucleotides long. It is a transcript of the gene SCMH1, whose product is annotated as Scm polycomb group protein homolog 1. Gene Ontology annotation, cellular component: nucleus. Gene Ontology annotation, molecular function: protein binding. Bases 423 to 2507 code for a protein of 694 amino acids. The record is from RefSeq and is a predicted model, not a curated record. Lineage: Eukaryota; Metazoa; Chordata; Aves; Passeriformes; Paridae. The transcript has 16 exons. Gene Ontology annotation, biological process: regulation of DNA-templated transcription.
CCGCUCUGAGCCUCACCGGCCGAUCUGCUGCCGAAGCUCCGGCGCUGGCCGGAGCCGUGUCGGCGGCGGGGGCGGCGCGGGGCCGGGCCGGGCCGCCGGGCUGGGCUGCCGGUCCCUCCUCCCCGAUCCCCCGCCGCACCCCCUUCGCUCCCUCCGUUCCCUCCCGUUCCCUCCCCGCCUCCCUGCGCAGCGCGAACAUGGCGGCGGCGGCGGCGGCGAGGGACUGAGCAGCGCCAGCGCUCGGCGGCCGCGCAGGUUUUGCUAUGCCGCAGUGUUUGUACUGACUCUGCUGUCUUGUAGGAGUGAUGGGGAACUAGAGCCCAUGACAGUUCAGUGGAGCCCUUGGCACUUUUGAUAUCUCGACAUCUUCAGCUCUGUAAGAGCAGCCCAGUCCCAGGAUAAGGACAGCAGCAGGUGGUAGAAUGCGGAAACCAGGCCCUCAGAAAGCCAUAGACUGGAAAGAUGGUAAAAAGCACAAGCACAGCCGCCCGUCAGAGUCUCCCUCCCAGUACCAAGGUCACUUCACCUGGGAGAAGUACCUGAAAGAGACAUGUGCCAUCCCAGCUCCUGCCCAUUGUUUCAAGCAGUCCUACACUCCACCUGCAAACGAGUUCAAGAUCAGUAUGAAGCUGGAGGCACAGGACCCCCGGAACACCACGUCCACCUGCAUCGCCACCGUGGUGGGGCUGACGGGCGCCCGCCUGCGCCUGCGCCUCGAUGGCAGCGACAACAAGAACGACUUCUGGAGGCUGGUGGACUCUGCUGAGAUCCAGCCCAUUGGGAACUGUGAGAAGAAUGGAGGGAUGCUGCAGCCUCCACUGGGCUUCCGGCUGAAUGCCUCCUCCUGGCCCAUGUUCCUUCUGAAGACUCUGAAUGGAGCAGAGAUGGCUCCUGUCCGGAUUUUUCACAAGGAACCGCCAUCUCCUUCCCAAAACUUCUUCAAGACAGGUAUGAAGCUGGAGGCAGUGGAUAGGAAGAACCCUCACUUCAUCUGCCCGGCCACCAUUGGGGAGGUGAGAGGUUCUGAGGUCCUCAUAACAUUUGAUGGCUGGAGAGGUGCCUUCGAUUACUGGUGCCGAUAUGAUUCCCGGGACAUCUUUCCCGUAGGCUGGUGUUCGCUGACUGGAGAUAAUCUGCAGCCCCCUGGUACAAAAGUUGUGAUUCCAAAGAGCCCUUUACCUGCCUCCGAAGUAAACUCGGAGAAACCUAGCAUGCACAGUAGCACAAAGACUGUUUUGGGGCAUCAACAAGGGCAAAGGCGUCGCAAAACAGGGAAGAAGCGUGGUCGAACGACCAAAGCGCUAAUCCAUCACCCCAUGCCUACACCCUCCAAGUCAGUGGAGCCUUUGAAAUUCCCCAGAAAGAGAGGCCCCAAGCCUGGCAGUAAGAGGAAACCUAGGACAUUGCUGAACCCAGCACCCACCUCUCCAACCACCAGUACCCCAGAGCCAGACACAAGCACUGUGCCCCAGGACGCUGCUACAAUCCCCAGCUCUGCCAUGCAGGCUCCCACAGUUUGCAUUUACUUGAACAAGAACGGCAGCACUGGGCCCCACCUAGACAAGAAGAAAGUUCAGCAGCUGCCAGACCAUUUUGGACCAGCUCGAGCUUCUGUUGUCCUGCAGCAAGCAGUACAGGCCUGCAUUGAUUGCGCUUAUCAUCAGAAAACAGUCUUCUCCUUCUUAAAGCAAGGCCACGGGGGAGAGGUCAUCUCAGCUGUGUUUGAUCGAGAACAGCACACUCUGAACCUGCCAGCAGUAAACAGUAUCACCUACGUCCUCCGCUUCCUGGAGAAGCUGUGCCACAAUCUGCGCAGUGACAACCUCUUUGGGAACCAGCCUUUCACUCAGAACAGCCACAUGCAGCGCUCACACGAGUACGACCACGACAGGUAUCUACCAGACAGAAGCAGUUCGUUAGACGGCUCUCUGCAGGGACCAGGCCGGGGUACAAAGCGCUAUUCCCAAGAUUCCCCUCCAUACAGUGCUCCUCUCUCCCCCAAGUUACCAAAGAAUGACCGUCACCCUUUGGAAGGUGAAACCUUUGUCCUGGCAGAUGGCCUCCCAGGGCCCUUAGAGCCUCGCCUGGACCCCAUGGACUCUGCCUUGAACUCUGUCAAUUCAUCCAGCCACAGCAGGAGCUCCAGAGACUAUCGCCUGCCAGGAUACAGGCACCUGCACCAGCCCUCUAGCCUCAGCCAGGGCAGCACCUCUGCCCUGCGCAGGCUUAGCUCUGGGGGCUCGGACAGGUACCUCAGCUCCCGGGACACCUCCCGGCUCAGCAGCCGCGACCCCUCGUCCUGGACGGUGGAGGAGGUGAUGCAGUUCAUCCGUGAGUCAGACCCACAGCUGGGCCCCCACGCUGACCUCUUCAGAAAACAUGAGAUCGACGGGAAAGCCCUGCUCUUGCUGCGGAGUGACAUGAUGAUGAAGUACAUGGGGCUGAAGCUGGGGCCAGCCCUGAAGCUCACUUACCACAUCGACAAGCUAAAGCAAGGCAAGUUCUGAGAGGACUGCUGGCCGGAUGGAUCCUGGAAGCUCCGCUCCCGGCUGUCCCCACCCGCGCUCACCUGCCGACAGGUUCGCAUGCACACACCCCUCCUGCCGCCGACCCGACGGACACUCCCGUGCCCCCGGGGCCCGGCCAGGCCCCGGCAGCGCUCAGGAGGAGCCGGGCACAGCUGGGCUUUGCCCCAGACUCGAGCUGUGGGUGUUGGAGCGUCUCUUGCCAGCUCUCCUCCCUGGGCUCACGGUGCUGCUCCCCCGGCUGGAGCAGCGCUGCAGGCGGUGCCCGUGGGGAUGGGGUGUUUGCCUCGGCUCCUCCUGCUCCAGCCGUGCCUGCUGGGGCAGCCCCUGGCACUGAGCCUGCCCAGCCUCGAGGGGCUCGGUGCCCCCAGCCUGCCCUCAGCCCUGUGCCAGCAGCUCGGAGCACGGAGCACCCAGCCCUGUCUUCCACACUGGGGGAGCCCAUGCGCCCGGCUCUGCCUGCCCCAGCUCCUGCCCCGGCCCCAGCCGGCCACACCGGGCCGGCCAUGGAAGGUUCAUGUUUGUUCCAGGCUGGGGAGGCCGUGUGGGAGCAAGCUGGGAGAGCUGAGGAGUGGGACUGGCCUGGCAUGGCCCUGGGCUGGUGUUGGACACUGCCUGGAUGCUGCAAGACUCAGCUGAUCCUUCCCACCUAUUUUUUUUUUUAAUUUUGGUGGUUUGUUUUUUUUUGGAAGUUUUUUUUUUUACUAAGGAGUUGUCUGUUUGAAACAAUGAGAUGAUUUUUCUACCUGUGUUGAACUUGCAACUCUUGGUGAUUUUUAGCCAGAGCUGCUAAGGUUUGUCUUCCCAGGGGCCCUCCUGCUCCUCUAGAGUUUUGGUCUGUCCCUGCUCAGCGUGUGCGAGGUUUUGGGUCUGGUCUUUGCCCUUCCCAGGGCACCUGUUGGUCUCAGGCAGUUUAAUGUAUUUAUUUUUGAUGGCACUUGAGCGGUUCCCGUUGUCCCAGACACGUUUCUGCAGCUGCACGAGGAAUGUUGGGAGCAGAGCCAGCAGCUGUGCCCUGGACAGCAGCUGCAGCUCGGGGCUGCCCAGACCCCGGAGCAUCACCAGCACCAGCCUGGCCUGAGCUGGGACAGGACAGGGCUGUCCCCAGUGUGUGCCCACACACACACACACACACACACUCACACGCUUCCUCUGCAGUGACCAAAGGGCUGGGACAGAAUCUCCACUCCAAGCACUUCCUUCUCCUGUCCUCAGCUCACCCUCUGCAUCCGGAGCCGCAGCUCACCCCCUCCCCUGCAGCCUCGAGGGCCUGGCCAGCAGCAGGACGUGGUGACCAACCCUCCAGGCUCUUGCACUGAGUCAGGUUUACCCCUAAGGGGCAAAGUUGCAAAAAAAAAAAAUAAAAAAAAUACCCCAAACCGCAAAGUAAUAAAAAGGCAAAUGGCUUUUUGUCCUAUAGCGCAGCCUGUGCUGCCAGCCCGGGGCUGGGGGCUCUGGGGGCUCACAGAGCCCCUCAUUGAGCACAGCCUGGGGCUGGGGGCUCUGGCUGCUCACAGAGCCCCUCAUUGAGCACAGCCUGGGGUUGGGGGCUCUGGCUGCUCACAGAGCCCCUCAUUGAGCACAGCCCAGGGCUGGGGGCUCUGGCUGCUCACAGAGCCCCUCACUCACAGCACAGCCCAGGGCUGGGGGCUCUGGGGGCUCACAGAGCCCCUCAUUGAGCUCAGGCUGGGGCUGGGGGCUCUGGCUGCUCAGAGCCCCUCAUUGAGCACAGCCCGGGGCUGGGGGCUGUGGGGGCUCAGAGCCCCUCACUCACAGCACAGCCCAGGGCUGGGGGCUCUGGCUGCUCACAGAGCCCCUCAUUGAGCACAGCCCAGGGCUGGGGGCUCUGGGGGCUCACAGAGCCCCUCACUCACAGCACAGCCCAGGGCUGGGGGCUCACAGAGCCCCUCAUUGAGCUCAGGCUGGGGCUGGGGGCUCUGGCUGCUCAGAGCCCCUCACUCACAGCACGGCCCCGGAGCCCCCAGCCUGAGCCGGCCCCGCUGCAGCCAGGCCCCGGCAGGGUCAGCCAGUGCUUUCCUCUGCACUUAUUUUACGUUGAUUUGUUUAUAAAUAAAAGGAUACCAAGUUCCUCUCUGCUGUUUGUGCACUGAGCUGGGGCUGAGCCCUGGCUGGGGGGGAGCACAGGGAUGGGCAGUGGAUGCUGCCCCAGGACUGAGCCCUGGAGUGACCCCCGGGCACAGCAGCUCAAGGUGGGCACCAAAGCAGAGCUCCCCAUCCCACUGGGGUGCAGCACCCCAGCCCCAGCAGGCCCAGGGCAAACCCUGGGGUUGGAGAGCAGGAACAGCCCAGUCCUGCCUGGGCUGGGCACCUGGGGGUGCUGAGUCCUGGCCCUGGUCCCAGUUCUGCCCCCCUCUCCCAUGAGGAGCUGGAAGUUGGGAGCAGCCAGGGCCCAGCAGGGAGCAGGGGACAGCCCAGCCCCAGUGCUGGAGGGUCAAAGGGGACAGCACUUCCCUCUCCUCACAGGCAGUGGGGACAGGAAGCACUCAGGAGCUCCCAGGACUUGUCCCAGGAGCUGUUCUGAACCCAGAGCCAGGGCUGAGGCUGCUCUGGGGAGAGCAGUGGUGGCAGUGACAGCCCCACAGCACCCCAGGGAUACAGCUCUGACCAUGGGCCUGGUCCUGCACAUCCUGCACCGGGCAAGAAACACUCCCUGCUGUGGGGAAGGGGGGUUGGACAAACCCCUCUGGGGCAGCUCAAAGCCACUGGAACCAUUUUCUGCCCUGCAAACCCUGCAGGCUCAGCCCAGCUUCCCCAGGUUUCUCCACUGCUGGAAGGAAGCUCCGUAACUUCAGACUCUGGAGCUGUGUCUAAACCCUCUGUGAAUACAGCUCACAAGUUUUUGCUUGCUUAGAGAUGAUUGAUUCAGGAUUGGGCAGUUUUGUGCUCCAGUCCUUUCCUUCCCUCCCUCCAAGCAGGCAGGAACAGAACAAGCUCAGGACUCCUUACACAAUUUGUUAAAAAUGAGCAUUUAAUGACAGAGUCAGUUGCACAGUUUUGCCCAAAACAAACAUUUCAGAAUUAAAAAACACAGGAUCUCAUCGUGCCCCAGGAGCAGCCAGGCCAGGACAAGACUGGGCAGUAGCAGAGCACUGCAACUCCCUAAUUCCUGCACAACAGCUGGAAUUGUCACACGAGGAAUGCUCCAAGCUCUCCAGGCUCACAGCAGCUUCACAGGGAAUAUUUAAAACUGAGGACUAAAGCAAGGGGGGGCUGGGGAGAUCACUGAGGAGGGACAGGACAGGGUUUGGUUCCACGGCUCAGCCAGGUCUGACCGUGCUCUCUCCCCAAACUCCAGGGAGCUGCUGAAGUCUGAGUGUGCAGAAUCAAACAGAGACAGACAGACAGACAGACUGACUGACUUCCUUUCCUCAGUCACCAAAGGCCACACAGGCUGUUCCAUGGCAGCAGCUCAGCCCCCUCAGCACUGCCCACCACCCAAGGCAGGUAAGAGCGAGGGGAGGGUGAGCAGGAACAGCUCCCUGCAGGAGCACAGGACACACAAACCCAACGUGGACAAAAAGGCAACAAAAGGCUCCACUUCAAAUCCAUGAAAAAGCACCAGGAGCUGCUGUGCCCCAGGCCAGGGACACAGUUCAAGGCAGCAGUGGAAGUGGUUCAGUGGUUCUCUCUGUUCUCACCUCCCCCUUGAUGCAAGGGGUCGGAGUUUCCCAGCUCCAGGAGCGCUGGCACGGGGAGGGCUCACAGCACCCCUCGGGUCAGGGUUUCCCUGGCAGCUUUGUUCUCCUGAUCCCAGUUAAUCACAUCCCUGCAGUGACACAGAGCCUGUUCCACAGUAACACUGUUCCAGGAAGAUCUUCCUGGUUACAAAUUCAUAAUGGCAAUGAAUGCACCAAGAGCACCGGUGCCAAAGGUUUGCAAAUGCUACUGAAAAAAAAAAAUAAACCAAAAAUCAUCCCUUUUCCCUGAAAAAAAAUAAAAUACCCAAACCAAGAAGGCUGCAUGAAACUGCCAGAG